ACUUGCCUGGAUAUUCCUCAUCUUCCCACAUAUUCUCUCUGGAUAUUCCUUCCUUUCGCCUCUCGCCGAAUAUUCCUCUCCAAAUGCUUCACGCAUUUUCGCCCUUAUUACACAACCCUUUUCUCUCCAUUCCCAUUCUCUUCCUCCCCAUUCUUCAUCCACACACAUAUUCCAUAGAGAGAGAAAAUGAAGUACUGGAAGAGUUUGAGUGCUAUGAUUGCCCACAUAGCGAAGGUGCUCCCAGAAUGGGAAGAGAUGUUCUUGUCGUACAAGGAUCUCAAGAAGCAGCUCAAAUUGAUCUUCCCCAAGGAGGGCGAGAGUAGCUGCCGGCCCACCAAGCGGCCCAGAUUGGAGGACGGCGGCGAUCAGCCGGAGGUGGCUAAGGAGGUUACGGAUUUCGUGACCCUUUUGCGGAGGGAGAUUCACAAGCUCAAUUCCUUCUUUAUGGAUCAGGAAGAAGAUUAUGUCAUCAAGUUGGAGCUACUGAAAAAGACAGUAGAAAAGGCUAAUGGUUCAUAUGUGAAGUUGAUGAAUAUUGGAAGCGAGAUAGUAGAUCUUCAUGGGCAGAUGGUGCUGUUGGAAAAUUACAGCGCUCUUAACUACUUAGGAAUAGUUAAGAUUUUGAAAAAAUACGACAAGCGUAGCGGGGAUCUCCUUCGCUUGCCUUUUAUCCAGACUGUGCUAGAAGAGCCAUUCUUCAACACCGACGUACUGAAACAACUAGUGAAGGAUUGCGAGAUUUUGCUGCGCAAUAACCUCAAGACCACCAUGACCGAAAGUGAAGAGAGGCAGCAGCCUCUCAGAGUUCCUCAAGAACUCAGUGAAAUCGAUAUCAUGGGAAAUACAUACAUGGCACUCGCGAAUUCAGCGUUGCAAGUGCUAGAGCAGAUCAGAAGCGUAAGCUCGACCAAAAGCAUGUAUUCUUUACCGCCUCUACAAGGGAAUAAUUUAGACGAGUUCUGGAAGAACCAUUCAGUGACCGGGACCUGCUUAGCAAAGUUCUGGUUUUAGUUUCUUACGGUUCUUGCACACGAUUAACUUGCAGAUAGUAUAUUGCCACGGGCUGAUAAUACAUAUAGAAUACUGUUAUAUUAUAUGAAUAGGCAGGCUUGUUUGUUUGUGGAGAUCACCCAACUGAAAUGUAUACCAUAAAGCUUUGCCUGUUGUAUUGACAAACUCCUGAUACGCUAACUGUGUUGAUUGUGAAACUUGUCUCCAUGCUGGAGUCUUGCAGUAGAGAAAUUUGGCUUUAUGUGAA
Messenger RNA from Ipomoea nil (Japanese morning glory), 1258 nucleotides. RefSeq names its product SPX domain-containing protein 1-like. The transcript is spliced from 4 exons. Bases 187 to 1011 code for a protein of 274 amino acids. Gene Ontology annotation, biological process: cellular response to phosphate starvation. NCBI's taxonomy places the organism in Eukaryota, Viridiplantae, Streptophyta, Magnoliopsida, Solanales, Convolvulaceae. The record is from RefSeq and is a predicted model, not a curated record.